Solanum verrucosum is the source of this 1649-nucleotide messenger RNA. Its product is annotated as WRKY transcription factor 6-like. Gene Ontology annotation, biological process: regulation of DNA-templated transcription. The coding region runs from base 59 to 1555 and encodes 498 amino acids. Lineage: Eukaryota; Viridiplantae; Streptophyta; Magnoliopsida; Solanales; Solanaceae. The record is from RefSeq and is a predicted model, not a curated record. Gene Ontology annotation, molecular function: sequence-specific DNA binding; DNA-binding transcription factor activity. The transcript has 5 exons.
UCUUCACAAUCAUCUUUUUUUUUCUCUUCAAUAUUGUUUCAUAAUUAAUUGGUUUCUUAUGGAUAAAGGAUGGGGACUUACACUUGAGAAUAAGCCAUUUUUCGGGUUUAAUCAUAUGAUGAACCGUAGAGAAGAGCAAUUAGUAGCUGAUCAUCAUGACAAAAAAGAAGUUGAUUUCUUCUCUCAUCAUAACAGAAAGCCUAUACAUCAUGAUUUUAUAAAGAAGGAAGAUUCGAAUGCUACUACUAUUACUACGCCAUCUGAAUUCAUCGUAAAUACUGGUUUGCAGCUUGUGACUGCAAGUGAUCAAUCAACGGUAGAUGAUGGGAUUUCGUCGGAGAUAAUACUAGAAGAAGAAAGAGCCAAAAAUGAGUUAGCACAACUACAAGUUGAAUUGAGAAGGAUGAACGCCGAAAAUCAACGUUUGAGAGGGAUGCUUACCCAAGUCACCAACAAUUAUACGGCACUUCAGAUGCAUCUUGCUACACUCAUGCAACAACAGCAGAUUUCAACAACUCAAAAUACACAUGACCAGAUUGUGGAAGCAAAGUUUGAUCAAGAAAACAUAGUUCCAAGAAGAUUCUUGGAAUUAGGUCGAAGUGGUAACGAUCUAUCUCAUAAUUCCCAUUCUUCAUCAGAAGAAAGAACAGUUUCUAAAUCACCUCGAAACGAUACACAAGUUACAAGGCAUAAUAAGGCCGCCGGCAGAGAAGAAAGCCCAGAAUCUGAAAGUUGGGUACCUAACAAGGUCCCCAAAUUGAAUUCCUCAAUGCCAAUUGAUCAAACAACAGAUGCAACCAUGAGGAAAACUCGUGUCUCCGUUCGUGCCCGAUCAGAAGCUCCCAUGAUUAGUGAUGGAUGCCAAUGGAGAAAAUACGGGCAAAAAAUGGCGAAAGGCAAUCCAUGUCCCCGAGCUUAUUAUCGCUGCACCAUGGCUGUUGGUUGCCCCGUGCGCAAACAGGUUCAAAGGUGUGCUGAGGAUCGGACAAUUUUGAAUACAACUUAUGAAGGUACACACAACCACCCCCUACCACCAGCAGCGAUGGCCAUGGCAUCAACUACAUCAGCUGCAGCAAAUAUGUUGCUAUCAGGUUCGAUGUCAAGUGCAGAUGAGACGUUAAUGAAUCCGAAUUUCCUAGCAAGGACUAUGCUUCCAUGUUCGUCAAGUAUGGCGACUAUUUCAGCAUCAGCUCCAUUUCCCACUAUAACAUUGGACCUAACUCAAAACCAAAACUCAUUGACUUAUAAUCAAAGAAGUACUCCAAUUUCUCAAUUUCAAAUUCCUUUCCAAUCAAGCCCUCAACAUCCGAACUUUAUUACAUCAAUGCCGCCACCACCAAUGCCUCAGGUUUUACAUAACCAGUCAAAGUUUUCAGGCCUACAAAUUUCUCAAGACAUUCAUCAACCUCAACAAUUACAACAUGUUCAAAACAACCGAUCAUUUUCCGACACGCUCACGGCCGCCACUGCUGCCAUCACCGCCGAUCCCAAUUUCACUGCCGCUCUGGCAGCGGCCAUCUCGUCCAUAAUUACUGGUCCUGGAAAAGAACAGUAGUUUUGAUAUCAUCUUUGUAAAAUUGUUAAUUAAAUAAUUAGUACUGUAAUAUUAGUAAUUUUCUUCCUUCUUUGAUUUACGAGGCUAUUUUGGG